AUGUUAGGAAUGCCAGACUUCAAGAAACCAUUCAUCAUUCAGGCCAAUGCUUCAGACAUUGUAAUUGAAGCAGUAUUCCUACAAGAAUAUGAAGAUAGACUGUUUUCUCUAAUGUAUGAAUCCAAGGAGAAGGAAGAUUUAACGCCACUGAAGGAAGAAUUAAGUGGACUAAUAGAAAAGAUAAAGACACAGAUUAUUCCUCUCAGAUCCAGCUGGGUUAUGGCCACAUGCUUUGCUCACUCCGGAAACUAUGUGGCUGUAGGAGGCAUGGACAACAUGUGCACAGUCUAUGAUGUGAAUAACAGAGACAAUACAGGUGUGGCUAAAUUGAAAAGGGAGCUGGCAGGUUAUGAAGGAUUUCUUUCUUGUUGCCGUUUUCUUGAUGACGGAAAACUCAUUACAGGUUCAGCUGAUAUGAAAAUCUUAAUCUGGGAUCUCGAGAAAGGAGUGAAAGAAAAUGAAUUUUUCGGCCAUCAGGGAGACGUGAUGACCAUGUCUCUUCAUCCAGAUAGGAACACCUUUGUUACUGGUUCUGUGGACAGAUCUGCUAAGCUAUGGGACAUACGAGACGCUCAGUGUCAACAAACAUUCUGGGGUCACGAGUCUGACGUCAACUCUGUCUGUUUUCACAGUAGUGGAUUUGCUUUCGGAACUGGGUCAGACGACAAAACAGCUCGGAUGUUCGAUAUUCGAGGGGACCAACAAAUUGGAAUAUACAAACCGCCGACUCCAAAGAGCGGCUUCACGUCCUGUGUUUUGUCCAACAGCGGCCGUCUAAUAAUAUGCGGUUCCGACGACUAUUCAAUUCAUAUCUGGGAUACGCUUCGUUCAGAGCAUAAUAGUAGUCUUCCAGGGCAUGAAAAUCGCGUUACGUCCAUAAGUCUCCCUGACAACGGAAUGGCGCUAGCGUCCUGCUCAUGGGAUACAGUAGUCCGUAUUUGGAAUUGAAGAAAUAUCAAACGACGAGACUUUCAAUGUACACCAAGAGAGGACAGCACUAUAUCAAAGUUAUAAUGAAACCAACUGUGUGUUACGUUUAACAUCUGCUUACUCUUAGUUUGAGCCAUUAAAAAAAAAUCUUUGUUUAUAUACUCUUCCAAUCCUUCAGUAAAGUAUGUGCAUAUAGACUUCGAUUUUAGCAUCCCAUAACGCCUUCAAGUCUGAAAAUCACUAACUUCAGGGUUCUUUACUCCUGUACAUUUGUAGAGUCUCGUGGCUGUUGAAAAACGAGAUUUUGACAAAUAAUAGAAACAUUAAAGGAAAAAAUAGCAAUAC
Molecule: messenger RNA, 1275 nt
Organism: Limulus polyphemus (Atlantic horseshoe crab)
Lineage: Eukaryota; Metazoa; Arthropoda; Merostomata; Xiphosura; Limulidae
Product: guanine nucleotide-binding protein subunit beta-2-like
Exons: 7
Coding region: 1-948 (315 amino acids)
Biological process (GO): G protein-coupled receptor signaling pathway
Cellular component (GO): cytoplasm; heterotrimeric G-protein complex
Molecular function (GO): signaling receptor complex adaptor activity; protein binding
Source: RefSeq, a predicted model, not a curated record